AUGAUUCGUCGAGUUAUCUAUGAUGUUGAAUUUUGUGUACUUGUUAAAGAAAACUUAACUCCAUUUGAUAGUGUUCUUGUUAUUGGUUCAUGUGAACAAUUAGGUGAAUGGUUACCAAAUCGUUGUAUACCAUUAAAUCGUUCGGAUAAAAUAGAUCAAGCACGUCAAUUAUCACUUAAUCAUUGGAUGAAUGAAUCCAAUGAUGGUGCAUCAUCAAUUGUUAAUUCAACAACAGUUGAUUAUGAAUUACCUGAUGAAUUUUCAGCUAUAUUUGGUUGUUAUAAAGGUGAAUGUCGUAUUGAUAUUGGUUGGUUAACAAGUCAAAGUGAAAUUCAACUUCGUUUUCAUUCAAAUGCUUUACAAAUUUGGUCAUCAAAAUUACGUAACAAUUUAAAUUACCAACAAGAAAAUGAAGAAAUAUCAUCUGAUUCACCAGGUCAAAUAUUUACACCAACAUCAAAAGUCUUUAUUCAAGCUGCUUUAUUACGUUUAUCAGGUUGUGAAGCUAAUAUUCAAAGUGAUUAUGAUGCUUUUAUUGAAAAAGAUGAUUAUAUGAUUGUUAAAAUUCAAACAUUUGAACCAGAAAAUAUUGCAUAUCAUAUUGAUUUUUAUCUUGUUGAUGAAACAACACCAUUACGAAAACAUAUUGGUUUUGCAUAUGUUUUACCAAUACAUUCAAAUCUUGAAUUAGCAGAUAAUAAACAUCUUCAUCGUAUUGUACCAAUUAUUGGACAAUUAAAAGUUGAUGUUUUAUUAAUAACACCAUUAGAAGCUUCAUUUAAAGGUGCAUUUCAGCUUGGUUUUGAUUUUGUUGAAUUUGAUGUACAAUUAUCAAAAGAUAAAAUUCCUGUUGUUUAUCAUGAUUUUCAAGUUGCUAUUACACUUAAACGUAAAGGACAACAAGCCGAAUUAUUUAUUGUACCAGUUAAAGAUUUAACAUUACCACAAUUACAAUCAUUAAAAAUUUAUCAUACAAGUAAAACAGAUGUAUCAAAAGUUGAUGAAGAAUUAAAUGAUGAUGAACAAACAAAUACAAUUAAUAAUAAUAAUUUAACAUCAACAACAGUAAAUCAAUUAAAACAACAACAUGAUGAAAAAAAAUUUCAUUUUUUAUUUCCAACAUUAGAAGAACUUUUUGAAACACUUGAUUUUCAUCUUGGAUUUAAUGUUGAAAAUAAAAUAUGCUAUGGAAUAUCGACAUGGUGGAAGUGA
Molecule: messenger RNA, 1212 nt
Organism: Rotaria sordida
Lineage: Eukaryota; Metazoa; Rotifera; Eurotatoria; Philodinida; Philodinidae
Source: the annotation of a GenBank genome assembly